AUGAGCCGGAAUGCAAAAAACUUCAUUGAUAGGUUGCGGAUAUAUGUAAAGUCUGGUUCUGGAAGUGCUGGUAACCCUGUGAUUCGUGGAAAAGGAGGCAACGGUGGAAGCGUUUAUCUUCGUAGCAAGGAAGGGCGCACUCUUUCUGAUGUUUUAACAGAGUUUCCCAAAAAGCGUUUCAUUGCAGGUCCAGGACGUCCGUGCAGUUCUCGACGUGGGACCUGUAUCGGAACCAAUGCUAAGGACAUCGAAGUGGUUGUACCGGUUGGAAUUACCGUCUCGUGCAGCAAUCCUGGGCAGCCAAGUAGAAUAAUCGGUGACCUUGAUGAGCCCGGUCAUCGAUUGCUGGUGGCCCAAGGCGGUUUCGGUGGGUCUGCAGUGACAAAUUACCUUGGAACACCCGGUGAAGCCCGUUCAAUCGUUCUUGACCUCAAGUUAAUGGCAGACUUCGGUCUCAUUGGGCUACCAAAUGCUGGCAAGUCCAGCUUGCUUCAAGCAAUCUCUGGAGCUAAGGCGAAAAUCGCUUCCUACCCUUUCACAACGCUUCGGCCUCAAAUUGCAACAAUUAAAUUCCCCGACCAUCGAAAGAUUACGAUGACAGAUUUGCCAGGUCUUGCAGACAUCGCCGCCAAAUUUGACCCCUCUACAAUUUCAUCAAGCGACGACGGGAGUGCCCAGCCACCACUGAAACACACGGCCUUCUUGAAGCACGUCGAGCGCACCUCGUGCCUUCUCGUCGUCCUUGACGCUCUUGGCUUCAGGGCAAAUCAGCACGCGCCCUUGCGAAGUUCACUGGCGUGCGCCAUGCUCGUUGUCAGCCAGCUUCAGCGCUAUGCUCUGGGUCGCCUUCUUGGCAAGCCCAUGUUGUGCGUCAUUAAUAAGAUCGAUCUGCCCUAUGCACAGGAGGCAGCCGAGGAGGCGCGAGAGGCCCUCUUGAGUGCCGACUACGACGCCGUGAAGAAGGCCAGUGGCCUGCCGAGUGUGCUGUUGCCGCGACACGAAUUCCGCUUCGAAGACGUCUUCCUCGUUUCCGCGAAGGAGCGCAAGAACCUACCGGAACUCAAAGAUGGGCUUCGGAAGUGGCUCGAUGUGAUCGAAAUGAGGCGCCGACAGUCAGACCUCGAUGAAACCGAAGCCUCGUGCAGGCAGAGUGUCCAGUCGGCGUUGAAAGACUACCUCCCUACCACCUCUUAA
Messenger RNA from Mesocestoides corti, 1194 nucleotides. The record is from the annotation of a GenBank genome assembly. NCBI's taxonomy places the organism in Eukaryota, Metazoa, Platyhelminthes, Cestoda, Cyclophyllidea, Mesocestoididae.